This is a messenger RNA of Leptidea sinapis, 2699 nucleotides long. RefSeq names its product F-box/SPRY domain-containing protein 1 (gene Fsn). NCBI's taxonomy places the organism in Eukaryota, Metazoa, Arthropoda, Insecta, Lepidoptera, Pieridae. Gene Ontology annotation, molecular function: protein binding. The record is from RefSeq and is a predicted model, not a curated record. Gene Ontology annotation, biological process: proteasome-mediated ubiquitin-dependent protein catabolic process; synapse assembly involved in innervation. The coding region runs from base 519 to 1355 and encodes 278 amino acids. The transcript has 4 exons. Gene Ontology annotation, cellular component: SCF ubiquitin ligase complex; synapse.
CAGUCAUUUGAAUGUUUGAACUUUGAAAUUGAUUGGCGAAUGGCGACAAAUUAUAAUCCGACUAAGAUUAAAAGCGAAUAGUUGCAUAGAACGUAGUGGAUAUCGGCUAUAUCCUAUUUUUACAAAAUUAUAGUCGUUAUAAUAUGUUGUUGGAGGGGGUUUCUGAAAAUGAGAAAUUAUGGUAUAAAUAUUAAAUAAGUGCUUGAUGAGUAAACUGCAAAAUAGUAAGUACUAAGUACACUAAACAAACAAUGAAUUUGUGUAAGCGGAAAUUCGGAAUCUCACUCAUUCAUCCCGAGGAUUCAUUAAUAUAAUUAAUUGGAUUUGAAAGUGGUUCUUUCAUAGAAAAAAAUUGACGAUGAGACUGAAACGAAUUUCGAUUUUAGUGGAUUAUAAAAUAUAAACGGCUGCGCGGCGUCAACCACGUUGAGGGAAAUACGUAUUGCGUAUAAUAACAAUCAACGGGAAGGCCUGGACAUUUCAAUACCUUUUAGUUGUUGAUUUAUCUCUAGAGCACAAUGUAUUACAAAAGGAUUGCUCGUAAAAACUAUGGCAACAGAACAAUGCAUCAAUAUAGCUACAGCAAUGGAUAUGUUAUAGCCGAACUUGUAUCUGAUAUCAUUUUAGACAAUAUUUUCUCAUUCCUUAGUUUAAAGGAUCUCAAGAGUUGUAUGUUAGUAUGCAAAACAUGGUUUAGAGCAUUGAGUGAUGAAAAUAAUGAUGUUUGGAGAUAUCACUGCCUUAGAAGAUUAUCAGAAGAAGUUCUUAGAUCUGAAUUGCUAUCAUGUUUGUCCACCUAUAAGAAUAAACUAAGAGCAUAUUUGCAUGCAUGGAGUCCACAUGAUUGUUCCAGAAAUAUUUAUAUUAAAUCAAAUGGUUUUACAUUGCACAGAAAUCCUGUGGCGCAGAGUACUGAUGCAUGUCGUGGAAAAAUUGGUUAUAGUACAGGCAGACAUACAUGGGAAGUUAUAUGGGAAGGACCUUUAGGAACCAUAGCGGUUAUAGGCGUUUCAACUAAAGAAGCCCCAUUACAGUGUCAAGGAUAUGUUGGGUUACUAGGUAUUGAUGAAAACAGUUGGGGUUGGAAUUUGGUUGACAAUGUCUUAUUGCACAAUGGUGAAAAUAGAGGUGAAUUUCCACAUUUGACUAACUGUCCUAAAUACCAAGUAGGAGAACGCUUGAGGGUAAUAUUAGACUGUGACUCAGGUACACUAUCGUUUGAGAAGAAAUAUGAAUUUCUAGGAGUUGCAUUUAGAGAUCUUCCAUAUGAUACCAAGCUGUAUCCAACAGUCUCAGCAGUGUAUGGAAACACGGAAGUGUCAAUGAUAUACACUGGGUUACCCAUGGAUGGUUGACCAUUUUAUGAUGUUUGAAGAAUUGAUUUAAAUUAAAUUAAAUUAUUUCACUUUUGUUAAUUUAUCAAAUACCUAUUGUAAGUCAAAUCGCCUUUAUCUAGUCACAUUCCAUUGUAUCUAAAAAUUAUAAUUAAAAUAACUCAAGUCACUACAAAAAAGACAUAUUUUUUAAGUUUUUAGUUAAAUAUAUCUAUUGAAUUGAUAUUUAUUACAUAAUGUAAGUUUAAUUAUUAAGUAAACCUACUUUAAUAGUAGAACUACGUUAAGGUCGUGGUUAUAGGUAUUUAUAUAGAUGUAAUAUAUUUAGUUUAUUUUUUUGCGAAAAAGACCCUUAGGUAAAUAGUAUCAGGGAUAAAUCUCUCCUAUAUGUUUAAAUUAUUAUUAAAAAAGGCAUUUAUUUUCUCAAAAUUGAUUCCUUUAGAAUUCUUUUUGAUGUCAUUUCUUAUAGUAGUAUAAGAUACUACUACCGCUUCGGAAACAAAUGGCGCUCUGAGAGAGAAGAAGCGGCGCAAGAAACUCUCCCAGCAUUCUUUUUUUUUGCGCUCUUUUCAAUAAAAAUAUACAAUAUUGUACAGUUGCUAUAAAAUAAUCACAAUCUAGUCCCAGGCUGUCCGAUCAUUUAGAUAUUCAGCAGUGGAGUAAUAGGAUUUACGACAGAGCCAUUUUUUUAUAAAACAUUUAAAUUUAUUUAUAGACAAUGCCUGAACAGUGGCUGGGACUUUAUUGUAGAAGUGUAUACAUUUACCCUUAAAGCUAUUAUGUAUCUUAUGAAGCCUACUAGAAUUAGUUACAAGCAAUCCCUUAUUUCUAGUGUUUAUUAUAUUGCUAAAUUAUAUAUGCAUUUAAUAUUGAAUCUACAUUGUUUUCAACCAAUCAAAUUUCACAUAGGACUAGGCAUAAAAUGUGCCAGAUGAAGUCAAGAUAUUUAUAAUUAAGAUUGUAUUACCUGUAAACAGCACUCACUUAUGGAAAUAUAAUAAAUGUUGAUGUGUUUAUGUAAUAAAUACAGAGUAAACUUUCAAUACCUGAUAGAAUCUACAUCCAUAGUUAAUUUUGUGUGUUUUUUCACAUAAUAAUUUAUAUUUAUUGUGGGCCAGUAUAAUAUAAUUUAGGUACUGAUUUUUGUUUCCAUUGUUUUAUUAUAUGUAAGUAUUCAUAUUCAGAAAAUAUUAAAAGAAUGAUGCUAUUUUUAUAAGUAGGUACUUAAUAAUUGUAGAGGAAUUAUAUAUGAGUGAGGUAAUACAUUCUAGUCACGAUAUUAUUGUGUUCACUGCUUUUAUUGUAUCUUAAAAUUACGUAAGUUGUUUUAAAUGCACAAUAUAUGUACUAUAAAUUACUCAAAAA